Paramormyrops kingsleyae is the source of this 3132-nucleotide messenger RNA. NCBI's taxonomy places the organism in Eukaryota, Metazoa, Chordata, Actinopteri, Osteoglossiformes, Mormyridae. The record is from RefSeq and is a predicted model, not a curated record.
AUGAGCGUGGAGGCGUACGGGCCGAGCUCGCAGACCCUAACCUUCCUGGACACCGAGGAAGCGGAGCUACUUGGAGCCGACACCCAGGGCUCGGAGUUCGAGUUCACCGACUUCACCCUGCCGAGCCAAACGCAGACCCAGGGCCAGACGCAGAGCCAGCUCGAUGGCCAGGUGAAUGGUCCGGACGGGAUCUUGCAGAAUGGUGGGGUGGACGACCCUGUGGCCAAGACCAGCCAGCUACUGGCCGAGUUGAACUUCGAGGAGGAUGAGGAGGACACUUACUACACCAAAGACCUCCCAGUGCAUGCCUGCAGCUAUUGUGGGAUCCAUGACCCUGCAUGUGUGGUCUACUGUAACACCAGUAAGAAGUGGUUCUGCAAUGGACGUGGGAAUACAUCCGGCAGCCACAUCGUGAACCAUUUGGUCCGAGCCAAAUGCAAAGAGGUGACGCUGCACAAGGACGGCCCACUGGGGGAGACGGUGCUGGAGUGCUACAACUGUGGCUGCCGGAACGUCUUCCUGCUGGGCUUCAUCCCGGCCAAGGCCGACUCGGUGGUGGUGCUUCUCUGCAGGCAGCCUUGUGCCAGCCAGAGCAGCCUAAAGGACAUCAACUGGGACAGCUCCCAGUGGCAGCCGCUGAUCCAGGACCGCUGCUUCCUGUCAUGGCUGGUGAAGAUCCCCUCCGAGCAGGAACAGCUGCGUGCCCGGCAGAUCACAGCUCAGCAGAUCAACAAGUUGGAGGAGCUGUGGAAGGAAAACCCCACAGCCACCUUGGAGGACCUGGAGAAGCCUGGCGUGGACGAGGAGCCGCAGCACGUGCUGCUGCGCUAUGAAGAUGCCUACCAGUACCAGAACAUUUUUGGGCCUCUUGUCAAGCUCGAGGCUGACUAUGACAAAAAGCUGAAAGAGUCUCAGACUCAAGACAACAUAACGGUCCGUUGGGACCUCGGUUUGAAUAAAAAGCGCAUUGCUUAUUUCACGCUUCCCAAGACGGAUUCAGAUAUGCGUCUGAUGCAGGGAGAUGAGAUCUGCCUGCGGUACAAAGGAGACUUGGCCCCCCUCUGGAAGGGCAUUGGGCAUGUCAUUAAAGUCCCAGACAACUACGGAGAUGAGAUUGCCAUCGAGUUGCGGAGCAGCGUCGGUGCCCCCGUGGAAGUACCACACAAUUUCCAGGUGGAUUUUGUGUGGAAGUCCACAUCCUUUGACAGAAUGCAGAGUGCAUUGAAGACCUUCGCGGUGGACGAGACCUCUGUCUCAGGGUAUAUCUACCACAAGCUCUUGGGACACGAGGUGGAGGAUGUCAUCAUUAAGUGUCAGCUCCCCAAGCGCUUCACUGCCCAGGGCCUGCCUGACCUCAACCACUCGCAGGUAUAUGCUGUGAAGACUGUUCUGCAGCGGCCUCUCAGCCUCAUCCAGGGUCCCCCUGGCACCGGGAAGACAGUGACCUCCGCCACCAUCGUCUACCACCUGGCCAGACAGGGCAAUGGGCCCGUGUUGGUCUGCGCUCCCAGCAACAUCGCCGUUGACCAGCUGACCGAGAAGAUCCACCAGACAGGCCUGAAAGUGGUGAGGCUCUGCGCUAAGAGCCGGGAGGCCAUCGACUCGCCAGUGUCCUUCCUGGCCCUGCAUAACCAGAUCCGCAACAUGGACAGCAUGCCGGAGCUUCAGAAACUCCAGCAGUUGAAGGACGAGACCGGGGAACUUUCCUCUGCGGACGAGAAGCGGUAUCGGGCGCUGAAGCGCACAGCCGAGCGGGAGUUACUCAUGAAUGCGGAUGUUAUCUGCUGCACAUGCGUGGGAGCCGGCGACCCGCGUCUGGCCAAGAUGCAGUUCCGCUCCAUCCUGAUUGACGAGAGCACCCAGGCUACGGAGCCCGAGUGCAUGGUGCCAGUGGUGCUGGGGGCCAAGCAGCUCAUCCUCGUGGGAGACCACUGUCAGCUGGGGCCGGUGGUCAUGUGUAAGAAGGCGGCCAAAGCUGGGCUCUCCCAGUCCCUCUUUGAGCGCCUGGUGGUCUUGGGGAUCCGGCCCAUCCGCCUGCAGGUGCAGUACCGCAUGCACCCAGCUCUCAGCGCAUUCCCCUCCAACAUCUUCUACGAAGGUUCCCUGCAAAACGGGGUCACUGCGGCUGAUCGUGUCAAGAAAGGGUUUGACUUCCAGUGGCCCCAGCCGGACAAGCCCAUGUUUUUCUACGUGACCCAAGGGCAGGAGGAAAUCGCCAGCUCGGGAACUUCCUACCUGAACAGGACUGAAGCUGCCAACGUGGAGAAGAUCACCACCAAGCUGCUGAAGGCUGGGGCUAAACCCGACCAGAUCGGCAUCAUCACGCCCUACGAGGGCCAGCGCUCCUACCUGGUGCAGUACAUGCAGUUCAGUGGCUCUCUGCACACCAAGCUGUACCAGGAAGUGGAAAUUGCUAGCGUUGAUGCCUUCCAAGGCAGAGAGAAAGACUUCAUCAUCCUGUCCUGCGUCAGAGCCAAUGAGCACCAGGGAAUUGGGUUUCUGAAUGACCCUCGGCGCCUGAACGUGGCUCUCACCAGGGCCAGAUACGGCGUGAUUAUCGUGGGGAACCCCAAAGCCCUGUCCAAGCAGCCGCUGUGGAACCACCUGCUGAACUACUACAAAGAGCAAAAGGUGCUGGUAGAGGGUCCUCUCAAUAACCUGCGUGAGAGCCUCAUGCAGUUCAGUAAGCCCCGCAAGCUGGUCAACACCAUCAACCCGGGUGCCCGUUUCAUGAGCACCGCCAUGUAUGACGCCAGAGAAGCUCUCAUCCCUGGCUCUGUCUACGACCGCAGCAGCACCGGCCGUCCGUCGAACAUGUACUUCCAAACCCAUGACCAGAUCGGCAUGAUCGGAGCAGGCCCCAGCCCUGUGGCUGCCAUGAACAUCCCCAUUCCGUUCAACCUGGUCAUGCCUCCAAUGCCCCCACCAGGGUACAUGGGCCAAGGGAAUGGGCCUUCCGCAGGUGAGAGAGCACAGGUCGUAGGUAGGGGGGCACCUAUGCUGGUAUCGGGGGGGAGGCCUUCCGCGGUGGGGAGGCCUUCCGCGGUGGGGAGGCCUUCCGCGGUGGGGAGGCCUUCCGCGGUGGGGAGGCCUUCCGCGGUGGGGAGGCCUUCCUAUGGAGAUGUGGUGUGA